CCUUGCCGCCCCAACCGAGCCCACUACUGCAGCUGAAGAUAAGCCUGUCGAAGAAGUCGAGAUUUCUCGCGAGGCACAAAGGGCAACAGAGAGAGAUAUCAGCCAAGAUGCGCCCGUCAUAACGACCUCUGCCGAUGAGAAUGCCUCCGCAGAGGAGCCCAAGCCGGUCGAGACCUUACUCCCGCCACAGGAGACGCCUGCGGAAUACGAUGGCCGAACAGCAGAAAGAAAUGCCUCCCGUACUCCCUCACCAGCCGCCGUCCGAGUCUAUUGAGCCCGAAAUGCCCACCCCCAACACACCCGUUACAGAGCCAGAUCAUACGGAAACCGCCAGGCAGGGAAUAGAGUUCGGUGAGAAGGAACGCGAGGAACCGAAACAAGGUGAACAAGGAUCCAUACCUGGUGAAGAUGAAGGGACAUAUUCGGUGACCUCCACGAAAAAAAGUAAAAAAGAAAAGAAGAAGAAGAAGCGGGAAUCUGCCUCCCUACCGGAUGAACCUUCAACUGCUGCAGAUGCGUCGUUUGAUGCAGAAAAUGUAGAGCAGUCUGCACUGGAAGUGAUCUAUACAGGAGACGUGGAGCCAUCAGAAACCGUUCCUGAAGAUCAGCCUGCCACCGGGGUAGAUGAUACCGGAAUUCUGGAGCCUUCGAACCCGGAGCAGCCGCCGACCGCUGCUGCUGAGGACCUUUGGCCGUCACCAACGUCACAGAAGAAAAAGGGAAAAAAGGACAAGAGAAACAAGAAAAAGCAGGAGACAGUUGAACUGCAGGAUGACAAUGUCUAUUCUCGAGCGGAGACAGCAGAGCAAAUACCAGCAGAGGCCCCCGAGGCCCCUUUUACUCCCGAAGAUGUGACUGCGACAGACAAGGAAGCAGGAGUAGCCGCUGAAGAAAUACCUGCGGAGCCUUCAAAGGAAGCUGAACCUGAGCAGGCUGUGCCGGCAGACAAAGAGGAACCGCCACCAGAAUCGCAACAACUAGAGCCAACGGGGACCGAGGUGAUUGCCGAAAACGAAACGGAAAUUCCAUCACCUGCUCAAGUUGCAGAAUUCGAAUCCAAGCAGAAUGACAUGGUCGAGGUCGAAGAUCAGGCAGCUUCAGUACCGGCAGAGGGCGCGAUCGACUCUGCGGAACAACCAGCUGGAUCACAUUCGGCAGAACCUGUAUCCGACGAUGUCAAGGAAACGAUGGAAGCACAACCUGAAGAGACGUGGGCUAUUCCGUCAAAGAAAAAGAAGAAAGACAAGAAGAAAAAGGCCUCCUUGAGGGACGAGCCUACCGCCGCUGCACCUGAGACUGAGGAGCAACAUUCUUUGACUGAUGCUGCCACGCCUACCACAAUUGAACCUGGUCACGACUCUACUGUGGAAAAUGUUGAGGGCCAACAAGCCACCGAAAAGAUGCCAGAAGAGCCAGGUGAAGACUUCUGGGCAGUGUCUACCAAGAAAGGGAAGAAGAAGGGUAAGAGAGGCAAGUCCAGCAAAGAUAUGUCGACUACUCUGCCACUGGAAACUGCAGAGCCAAAGGAGGAAUUAGUACACCCGGUUGAUGAAGGUCUCGCCACACCUCUUGAUAAUGUACAAACUGGCGAAGACCUUGCCGUCCCUCCUGCCGCCGAGGAAGGAAUCAGUGUCCUACCCGAUGAUAUCUCUAUAGCACCAGAACCAGUCCAACCUUCGAUUUCCCUUGACCCAUUCGAUGUCCCGUCGGACGCGGAGAACACUGCUGAGAACUCAACGGCCAAUGGUGCCAACGAUGCCAACGAACUGGCUGAUUUGGGUCUCGAUCCGCCGGCAGAUGAGGCACUUCGCAAAGCGCAGGAAGAGUCCGAAGAUAGACUACGUCGACAAGCUCUGGAGCAGGACUCAGAUCUCACACUUGCAGAGGAUCUGUUUGGUGAUCGUCCAAAGGAGAUAGCCCCUGAAAGUCCGUCAACGAAGAAGUCCAAGGGAAAAAAGAAGUCGUUGCAGAGAGCUAUCCCUGACGAAAACGAGGAUAUACCAGAGCCUGCUACAGAUACAAUGGGACUGACAGCUGAAGAACAGGAGUCAGAGGGAGGAUUACAAGAAGAGCCUUCAGCCCUAGAGAAGUCUCGAUAUGAUGAAAUGCUACUGAACCGCAGUUCGUCGAAGAAGAAGAACAAAAAGAAGCGCAAGGACACCAUCAGUUUGGAACCCGAAGAGCUAAAGAGCAAGGAUACUGUAAAAGAGGUCCAAAGCGAGGCGGAAACUGAGAAGUCGACUCUUGUUCAGAAGCAAGAUACCGCGCCGACAGACACCAUGGAUGCCGUCAACCAGAAUCUGGAGGAACAGGCUGAAACCGAAGAACCUCCGGAGGAAUUUCCCAUUGUAUUUGUUGACCAUGGUCCAGGCGUCAUCGGUGAUUUUGCAGAUACCCCACGGAUCGAGGAACUACGCGAAGAAACUAAGCAGCUGGAGGAGCCCUCCGGCGAGGAUAUCUGGGCUGCACCCUUGAGCAAGAAGGAUAAGAAGAAGAACAAGAAGAAGAAGGAGGCCCAGGAGAAGGCUGUAGCUGGUGAAUAUCAGGAUGAGGAGCUUGCAGCUCCGGAACAGCCGCUUCCUACGCCAGAACCUGCAGUCGUUGAACCGCGUAUCUCUGAAGCGCCAGCCCCCGUAGUAGCCUGUGAAGCUGAGGAUCCAGACGAGUCCUGGUCCACGACUCUGAAGAAAGGAAAGAAGGGAAAGAAGAGUGAACGACGGAGCCAAUAUCCGCCGGAGGAGCAGCCUGCCGACGUGGAGGAAAAGGCCUCGGAGAAGGUAAAGGAUGAAGCAGACGAGAACAGAAAAGAUGAGGAGAAGCAAACCGAGGAGAAGGCAGAAGUGAAGGACACGGAAGAGAAGACUGCUGAUGAAGUGGAAACCAAAGAGAGUUCCCCGAACAUGGAAGAGGUCGCGUCAGUGCCAGCUCCAGAGCCUACGCCCAUUAUUUCCAUCGACGAAAAGCCACGGGAAAUAUCUUUACCCCCGAAGACGAGCAAGAUUGCCAGUAUCUUCCCAAAUCUAGAACGGGCGUCCUUCAAACGGCCGGUGCCACGCCCGUCAUCAGAAAAACUUACCGAAUCCAAGGAGUGGUGGAAGCACCCAAAAGAGGUGGCUGAGGACGAGACCAUUGGUACAGAUGCGAGUCGCGCCAGCGCGAUCCAGGUCUCUGAAGCACCUCUCGCGGAAGAUGCACAGUCCCUCCGGGACAGCGGCCAUGCGGCCACAGAGCAGCGGACGGGGAAUUCGGCCCACUGGCAGGAUGAGAAAGGGGAGCCUGAUCUCUCGACGGCAGGCAAAAAGAUGCACCGUAAAACACCGCCCGUGGAGGCAAGCUCGCAAGAUCGUCCAUCGUAAGCAUCUCUUGAAUCCUCUUCGACGCGAGCUGACCUGGAGAAUAGCACACCGAAGCAGAGCGGCGGGCUCCAUCGUACGACGUCCAUCCACGGUCACCAUCACCAUGACGGGCAUCCGCUGCCAUGGUCAUUGGACCAAGAGAAGAGU
Messenger RNA from Paecilomyces variotii, 3503 nucleotides. RefSeq lists its product as hypothetical. The record is from RefSeq and is a predicted model, not a curated record. NCBI's taxonomy places the organism in Eukaryota, Fungi, Ascomycota, Eurotiomycetes, Eurotiales, Thermoascaceae. The transcript has 3 exons. Bases 135 to 3356 code for a protein of 1073 amino acids.